Molecule: messenger RNA, 728 nt
Organism: Anoplophora glabripennis (Asian longhorned beetle)
Lineage: Eukaryota; Metazoa; Arthropoda; Insecta; Coleoptera; Cerambycidae
Exons: 2
Coding region: 42-344 (100 amino acids)
Source: RefSeq, a predicted model, not a curated record
UGAUAUUGCAGAAAUAAAAAGACAUUAAUGAUAUUAAAAUAAUGCAUACUAUGUUAAGUGAAAAAAAGUCCUUGAAAUUGUCUUCAAACUUUAACUUGCCGCUGACAACAUCAGAGCAAUUACAAGAAUUAGAAAACAAAAUUGAAAAUGCUGCCGACCUACAAGAUUUGAUAAACGUCCUCUCACAUGUAGGUGGAGAUACCAUAAAGAAGAACGUUCAUUUUAUCAUGAAGAAACUGAUGGACGGAGAGCUAAGCUUGCAUUACUCAGCAAAAGGAAAAAAACAGAAAAAAGAUUUUUCCAAGCUGUCUGUGUAUAAUGCUGUCUUAGGUAUGUUAACCUAAUGGUGCUAUAAGUAAUUUUAGUAACAACAACGAAUGUUAACUCGCUGUUAGACCGCUAUAUUAAUAAAUUACCUUGUCUGUUUUUAGAAGCUGUUAGUCAACUUUUUUGGACGCCACGGACUUGGAGAUUACACGUUAUAUUGGCGUUUCCUUGGCAACAGCUGGAGACCGAGAUGGUGGAAGACAACUUAGAGGUUUGUAACUGCCUUUGUAAAUGUUAUAGGUAAUAUAUGUGUGUCACGUAGUCAUUUUUAUUUUAGCUGAAAAACCAAACCAAGGUGUGCCUGAAGUAUAAGAAAUAUUGAAUAUAUAAGAAAUAUUGUAGAUUUUAAUACAGUUUAGUAAACCUCAUAUAUUUUGUUUUAUUUUUAUCCUGCAAUAAUA